AACUGCAUUGCGUUUUAGCUAGGGGCCUUGGGCAAGCUGGUCAAAACGCGCAUAUUAUUGUUCCCCCGUCAAUUGUCUAACGUAUUGUAUCGCUAGCUAGCACGAUUAUGCUUUCACGUUCGCUAGGUAGCCAUAAACGAGUCCCUGAUGACGUCCAGCUGUUUAUUAUGUGUUCUGUAGUAAUGAAAAGGGCUCAUCAACGUCGACCCCAUCUAAACGAAUGUCUGUAUUAAUUGCUCCAGCAUCGACGAUUCGAGGUGACACUGCUUCACACCGUUACUCCCUAUCUGAUUUAGACAUGUCUGUGAUGGUGGGACGGGUCAAUGUCCAGAGGGUGACGCGAAGCAUCACAUACUACUACACCAGCCGGACGCCAUGGGGCAAUUCCUCGUCCCACUCUCCUCCCACCCUGUCCCCUCUCCCCUCUAAGACGGACACUCCUCCCACCUCCCGCCCCAAUCUAUCAGACUUGCCCUCCCACCCUGUCGUGAGCUCAUCUCUCACACCUUCCACUUCGGAUGUACCAAAACAUUCGGCGUCCUUGACCUCCACUCCUACCCGUCCCCUUCUACUCCUUUUUCCGUGGCUCGGUGCCCGGCCCAGCGCUGUGGCAAAGUACCAAAACAUCUACCUGGACCGCGGCCUGGACGUCCUGACGGUGAAUAGCGACGUGUGGCACUUUCUGUGGCCCCGCUGGGGGCUGGAGUAUGCGGCAGAGGUCCUGGACAUCCUGGAUGACCAUCGUUUCAAAGGGCGCCCCCUUCUGGUUCAUGCCUUCUCCAUCGGCGGGUACACCUUCUCCCAAAUGCUUACCCAGGUGGUCCGGGCACCAGACAAGUACCCGGGCCUGGCCCAGCGGGUUGUGGGACAUGUGUACGACAGCAUGGUGGUCGGGACGCUGGAGCACAUGGCUACGGGUUUGGGCAAGACUAUGUUCCCUCGCGUGGAGCCGUUGGUGCGACAUACCGCCAUGUUCUACUUCUGGCUAUUCAAGUCCAAAACGGUGGACUACUAUGACCGGGCCAUCAAGGUGAUCUACGACAACCCCAUCACCGCCCCCGCCCUCUUCUUCUUCUGCGAAAACGAUGCGCUGUGUGACCCCGUCGCCGUGGAGGCCAUCAUCGACACGUGGAGGAGGAGGGGCGUCACCGUGGAUGCCAAGAAGUGGAAGGAGUCUGUCCACGCCGGUCACCUGCGCUGUCACCCAGAGGAGUACCUCUCCACGUUGGAGAGAUGUUUGAAUCUGCCCCUGAUCAGGUCCAAGAUGUGAAGGGCUCAUUGUGGAAGUCGGAUGUACCAGGGUGGGGUGGGGGGGUGGGCUAUAUACCCAUUGUUUAACACAAAUGCUUAUAACACGGGGCAGGACUGUGCUGUUAACUGACAUAUGGCUAAGAGCUCAGCGGGGCAGUACAUAGAUUUAUCUGCAAGGAUUUCCCUGCUCCAGCGACCACCUCCGGCAGGUUGGGUGCCCGCUAAAGCUGACGGGGUUGGUCGGACUGACCUCCCGGUUGGGGUGGUCCAAAUUGUUAUUAUUUUCAGCUAAUUACAAUGUCAAAACGUAACACUUAACACUUACACUUGUAAUUUGAUUACUUUUGAAAUGUUUUGUGUAAUUCAUAACAAAUUUAUAUCUACAUUUCCCGACCGCUGAUCAUUACUAAUUUUUUUAUUCUGUGGAAUCCAGCAAUGUGCUAGUUCAAUAAUUACAUUCAUUGUCGAUCACAAUCAUACUUUAGAUAGCCAUGUUUGAAAGCAUGUGGUUUUGUUGAUAUGGGACACAUGUUUGCAAAUGCAUGACAUUAUCCACUAUUUUCCAGAAACUGUUUUGCCUCAACAGUGCCACUUCUACAACCAGAGGCCAAAAAUCCCAAAAAGCGUCUUCAACUGAUUUUGUUUUACAGCCUUAGAGCUUAUGUAAUAUUAUUAAUGACUCUGUCCAUAAGCACCAGAUAACAGCAAGGUCACUGGUGUACGUAAACACGACACCCACAGCUGACUUUGGUGGUUGAGUUUAUUGAUACAAAUUCUGCAACAUGUCAACACCACAGCAUAUCUGAACACUGUUGCUUGUAUUAUCUCAACUAGUCCCAGGAGCAAUGCAGUGAGUUCAGUUGACUGGAGUGGUCUGUACAGUCCCUAGAACUAAACCCAAUUAAUUAUCUUUGGAGUGAGAUGCACAGAAAAGAUGUGCAGGUUCUUCAUUACAUCUGAAAUUUGAAAAUGUAAACUAUUGUUUCUGAGCUUCCUUGCCUAUUUCAGAUGAAAUUCAUAGAUUAGGGCCUAAUGAAUGUAUUUUAAUUGACAGAUUUCCUUAUAUUAACCCUGCUCCUGGACGCCCCCCUGCCCUGCGUGUUUUAGA
Messenger RNA from Esox lucius (northern pike), 2359 nucleotides. RefSeq lists its product as uncharacterized. NCBI's taxonomy places the organism in Eukaryota, Metazoa, Chordata, Actinopteri, Esociformes, Esocidae. The transcript has 3 exons. The record is from RefSeq and is a predicted model, not a curated record. Gene Ontology annotation, molecular function: serine hydrolase activity. The coding region runs from base 221 to 1270 and encodes 349 amino acids.